Messenger RNA from Aspergillus saccharolyticus JOP 1030-1, 2097 nucleotides. RefSeq names its product putative ubiquitin conjugating enzyme E2. Lineage: Eukaryota; Fungi; Ascomycota; Eurotiomycetes; Eurotiales; Aspergillaceae. Bases 239 to 1924 code for a protein of 561 amino acids. The record is from RefSeq and is a predicted model, not a curated record. The transcript has 3 exons.
GUUCGGGACGUCGCUGGAGUGACUGCGGCCUCCAUACAAAAGUACUGGGUGUUACAACAUCUCAGACUACUCUUUGACCCUGAGAUCUGGAGAUAACACCAGAGACGUUUGGUGCGGAUUCGUCAUCUGACUUUCUGUUCGCUACUUUUUUUUCUGUGCUCUUGUGCGAUCAUUUUAUCUCAAUCUUACUACUGCGAUCAAGGUCGUCUUCUAGCAAGUCAAACACAGAGCCGACAGGAUGGGGGCAGCGAGCUUCCGCCGUCUCGCAGCAGACCACGCUGCAUUGCAUGAGGAGCUACCGCCCAACUACCUCUUCCCUCCGGACGAUGCCACCGCCGACGAUUUGACACAGCUUACGGUUCUUCUGGCUGGGCCACAGGGCACCCCUUACUCGCAAGGACUAUGGCGGCUACACCUCAAGAUGCCAGAUGACUACCCCAAAAGUCCCCCCAAGGCGACAUUCAAGACUCGCAUCUGGCAUCCCAAUGUGGAGGAGUUGACGGGGGCUGUCUGCGUGGAUACUCUGAAGCGGGACUGGAAGUCGACGUUGACAUUGAAGGAUGUGCUGAUUACGAUUUCUUGCCUUCUCAUCUACCCUAACCCAGACUCCGCACUGAACUACGCCGCGGGCUCCCUCCUGCAAGGCGACUACGAUGACUUUGCCCGUCAGGCCAAGCUGAUGACAUCCGUCCAUGCUUCUGUCCCUGAUGAGCUCAGGAGCGCAGUCUCCGAAGCGAAGAUGCGGGGCGAAGACGCCGGCACCACGAUUCCAAUCGAGCAGGAUGAACCCCGUACUCUCAGGCCACGCAAGGGGACCAGAGUCACAUCUGUGACGAUGAAGAAACGGACAACCCGGAAGAUCAGCUCGAGAACUACACCAGAAUCCGAAUCUACCACAACCCCUCAGACAACCUCAGCAGCCGUGCCAUCCCCCCCAAACGAUUUUAGCAGCAUACGCAAAUCCUCGAUCUCUCUCACAACCGACCCUAUUGCCCACCGUGAAAAAGAACACCCCCUAAACCUCCAGUUGCAUUCAACCACCAACAACGAACAGGAGCAGAAUAAUGAAAAUAAUGACAAUGAUGAAUCCACCUCUGACUCCGAAACCUCCACCAACGCUAGCAAAGAGAACAACCCUUCUCUAUCCCCCUCGCCCGUUCGCACGUUCCCACCUCCCGCCCUCCGCAAGAACAUCCACGGGAAACGCCCCCUCUCCGUCCUAACCCUACCACUGGACAUGGACGACGCAUCCCCGACCUCAUCCGCCGACCUCGAAGGCAAUGCCUCCACGCCCUCCAAGCCAUCCGCGUCGGACAGGAAUAUUGCCGCCAACCAAACAUCAUCCUCUCCGACCUCCUCCCCGACCUCAUCAUCCUGCUACCACACAGAAAAUGACAACGAACCCAAGGACAAAGACCAAGCUCCCUUCCACCAUCAACCCCGCAACAAAUCCCCCAAACUCUCUAUCCCCAAGCACGGCGCCUCACCCUUAACGGGCGUCAACGCCUCUGGCCGCAUCCGCGACGACGACCUCGCCCCAACGUCAACAGUUGACCUCCAGAUCUUCGAGGACCCUUCCUCGUCAUCCUCGUCCGGGGACGAAGAGGACCGCCGGCGUCGCAGCGGUGACGGCAAGGAGAAUCCCCUGUCCAAGGACCGGCUCCCUUCUUGCGCGAAUCCACCUCAUGGCACAUCAUCCAAGCAAUACCCUCCGCUCUCCAUCCUAGGACCUUCCACGACAACCACAAUCCCGAAAACUACGAGUACUAGUACUAGUAGUACCUCUCGACGAGCCGUCUCCGCCUCCAUCCCAUCGGGGUCGAAACCGCUCCGCUCCGCAACAACAGGCGCGAGAAAGGUAUCGGCCUCGGCGGCUGGCUCGGGCAAGAAGGUGAAGCCGAGGAUUGGUAUUCGGAGGUUGUAAAAUAUCGACUUCGCCUUCUUCUCCAAAACCCCUCUUUCCUCCUCCCUGUCCUCCACGGACUUAGGGGUGUCAGCAUUAUGUGCAUUGCGAAGCCUGGGGGGAGUCCGAUAUCGAAGGGAAGUAAGAUUGUUUUUCAUGCUGGAAUGAAUGGGAUUCGGCCUUGCUUGCUUUUU